Molecule: messenger RNA, 2515 nt
Organism: Perognathus longimembris pacificus (Pacific pocket mouse)
Lineage: Eukaryota; Metazoa; Chordata; Mammalia; Rodentia; Heteromyidae
Gene: Slc27a3
Product: solute carrier family 27 member 3
Exons: 10
Coding region: 193-2253 (686 amino acids)
Cellular component (GO): endoplasmic reticulum; mitochondrion
Molecular function (GO): long-chain fatty acid-CoA ligase activity; long-chain fatty acid transmembrane transporter activity
Source: RefSeq, a predicted model, not a curated record
CUGUGGGGAGGGCCUGGAGGCCCCGGCCCACCCGCCCCUCCUCUCCAGCUUGGCUGCUUGUUCUAGGAGCGGAGCUGGGUGGGAAGGGGCGUGUGCCGGCGCACGCGCGCUCCGCAAGAAAGAGCGGGCCGGUUUUUUUCGGAAGGGCUACCGGGGUGCCGUCGAGAGGCCAGGACAGAGGAAGAGGGGGCCAUGGCUGCCCUCCUCCUGCUGCCCCUGCUGCUGCUGCUGCCGCUGGUGCUGCUGAGGCUGCGCCUCUGGCCUCAGCUGCGCUGGCUCGCGGCAGACCUCGCCUUCACGGUGCGCGCCCUGCGCUGCAAGAGGCAUCUCGGAGCUCGUGCGCGGGCUGCGGCCGCCGCCGACCCCGCGAGCCCCGCGGCCGGCUGCAGCCUGGCCUGGCGCCUGGCGGAGCUGGCCCGGCUGCGCCCCGCGCACACCUUUCUCAUCCACGGCGCGCGGCGCUUCAGCUACGCGGAGGCGGAGCGCGAGAGUAACCGAGCCGCGCGCGCCUUCCUGCGUGCGCGGGGCUGGGACGCAGGACCCGGUGGCGACCGGGGCGACCCGGGCUCCGGGAGUGCGGGCACGGAAAGACUCGAGGCUCCGCGCGAGGGGGACGCGGCGGCGACGACCGGAAGCGGUGCCGAGUGCGGAGAGCAUGGGGCGGCCCGAGGUGGAGGAGCUGCGGUCCCUCUAGCCACCGGGGCGACCGUGGCGCUGCUCCUCCCUGCCAGCCCCGAAUUCCUGUGGCUCUGGUUCGGGCUGGCCAAGGCCGGCCUCCGCGCGGCCUUUGUGCCCGCCGCCCUGCGCCGCGGCCCCCUGCUGCACUGCCUCCGCAGCUGCGGCGCGCGCGCCCUGGUGCUGGCGCCAGAGUUUCUGGAGUCCCUGGAGCCCGAUCUGCCGGCCUUGAGAGCUAUGGGGCUCCACCUGUGGGCAACAGGCCCUGGAACCCAUGGUGCUGGAAUCAGCGACUUGCUGGCCGAGGCAGCAGCCCAAGUGGAUGCGCCGGUGCCGGGGUACCUCUCCGCCCCCAAGAACAUGACGGACACGUGCCUGUACAUCUUCACCUCCGGCACUACGGGCCUCCCCAAAGCCGCUCGGAUCAGUCAUCUGAAGAUCCUGCAGUGCCAGGGGUUCCACCAGCUGUGCGGGACCCACCAGGAGGAUGUGAUCUACCUCGCCCUCCCACUCUACCAUAUGUCUGGCUCCCUUUUGGGCAUUGUGGGCUGCCUGGGCAUUGGGGCCACGGUGGUGCUGAAGUCCAAGUUCUCAGCUGGCCAGUUCUGGGAGGACUGCCAGCGGCACGGGGUGACAGUGUUUCAGUAUAUCGGGGAGCUGUGCCGAUACCUGGUCAACCAGCCCCCGAGCCCAGCGGAGCAUGGCCAUAAGGUCCGGCUGGCCGUGGGCAGCGGGCUGCGGCCAGACACCUGGGAGCGAUUCGAGCGGCGUUUCGGGCCCCUGCGGGUGCUGGAAACAUACGGGCUGACCGAGGGCAACGUGGCCACUUUCAACUACACAGGGCAGCGGGGCGCUCUGGGGCGCGCUUCCUGGCUUUACAAGCGCCUUUUCCCCUUCUCUCUGAUCCGCUAUGAUGUCACCACAGGGGAGCCAGUCCGGGACACCCAAGGGCGCUGCGUGCCCACAUCUCCAGGUGAGCCGGGGCUGCUGGUGGCCCCCGUGAGCCCGCAGUCCCCGUUCCUGGGCUACGCCGGGGGCCCUGCGCUGGCCCAGGGAAAGCUGCUGAAGGAUGUCCUCCAGCCUGGAGAUGUUUACUUCAACACUGGAGACUUGCUGGUCUGUGAUCACCAAGGCUUCCUUCGCUUCCACGAUCGGACUGGAGACACUUUCAGGUGGAAGGGGGAGAAUGUGGCCACCACGGAGGUAGCCAAGGUCUUCGAGGCCCUGGACUUUCUUCAGGAAGUGAACGUCUAUGGAGUCGUGGUGCCAGGGCACGAGGGCAGGGCUGGAAUGGCCGCCUUAGUUCUACGUCCCCCCCACGCUUUGGACCUCGCGCAGCUCUACGCCCAUGCUGCUGAGAACUUGCCACCUUAUGCCCAGCCUCGAUUCCUACGGCUCCAGGAGUCCCUGGCCACCACUGAGACGUUCAAACAGCAGAAAGUUCGGAUGGCAAAUGAGGGCUUUGACCCGAGUACACUAUCUGAUCCCCUCUACAUUCUGGACCAGGCUGUAGGUGCCUACCUGCCCUUCACACCUGCCCGGCACAGUGCCCUCCUGGCCGGGGACCUUCGGAUCUGAGACUGCACGUCCAAGGCACCUGAAGGAGGGGCUCGGAGGGGUAGAGGCCAUUGUGGGGAUGCUGAGGCUGGAGGGAUCUUUUAUAUAUCAACUCAUUGUCAUUUUUCCUAAUAAAUGGGCUGGAGCUGGUCAGAUCCUGACUUUCUGAUCUGCAUUUACCUCCUCCUGAACCUGUGUGGAGCUGCCCUUCCCUGGACACCACAGUUCCCCAUUUGACCUAAUGUGGACCUGAGCUGUGUCUGGACCUGAUGCGUCUCCUCUC